UUUUCCAUUAUCAUUUGCCAUAAACUCCUAGCACGCUCCGAUCCUCAAGCACGAAACAUCCAUUGAGAUAACUCGAGAGAGAGAGAAUCGCUAAAGCCACAAUCCCUCCAGAUUGGCAGAAAAUAGAAAGUGCUGGAAAAAAAAAAAGGAAAAGUGACAAGACAAAAUUUCAAUUUCAAAAUCAAACCCAAAGCAUACGCCAAAACCAAGAGCUCAGACACGAACCCACGUAGAAAUUAGGAAGUUAGAAUAGAGUAGAAUAGAAAGCAAGCAAGCAAGCUAUCCCCAACACCAGAAAGAAAUCCACAAGAAGAAAGAAAGAAAGAAAGAAAGAAAGAAAAAAGGGGAAAAGGGAGGAGAAAAUCAAACGGAGCCCAAGCCAAAGGAGAAAGAAAUUCAGAGAGUCAUAGAAAAAAAAAAGGAAGACUGGCGUGUAAAGAAAGAAUCGAGUGAGAGUAAUCAAGAUAGGAAGAUACUUGUGCUUCCCUUAUGCAAUGCAUCAGAAGAAAUCAGAGGUUCAGAUCGGAAAAGAAAGCGUUGGCGUCUCUUCCGAUUUCAAUCCAACACCACCACUACAUCACCCAUCUUCAAUUCACCAGAAACACCAUAAUCACCAUCAAAGCUAUCAAGUUUUCCCUCAAUUAAGCAGCGCCACACACAACGAGAAAACUGCACCAACAACUGCAACCCAAUCAUCUGCACCCUACAAGAGACCGUUAUUGACCCAAACCCCUUCUACCCUCUCCAAAUCCCCAACCCUCCACCAAUUCCCAACCACCCCACCCUCCCCUUUCAAGCACCACAACGCCGCCUUCUUCUCCGUCACUAUCGCUGCCAGGAGCGCCGCCUACCGGAUACUCCGCCGCCUCAAGCACCUCCGCUGCUUCCGCCUCCGCCGCCUUCGGCUCCGACUCCGCGCCGUCCUUCUCCUCUCGCUGCCCCUUUUCUACUUCCUUGUCUCCCACCCGACCCAUUCCUUCCUCCUUGACUUCCUCUCCGCCUUCGCCUUCUCCGCCGCGCUCCUCCUCUCCCUCAACCUCGCUGUCCCCCGGCUGCCAUCCAUCCGCCUCCUCCUCGCCCGCUCCCUCCCCAUCGGCCUCAAGGCCCGUUCCUCCCUCUGCAAGCCGGCGCCGACUCUCCCGGUCUUUUGGACCAUCGGUUCCCACCAAAAGGUUGCUGCCUCCCCCGACUCUGCCGCCGCCACCACAACGUCCGGGUGCUGGGUGCAGGUCUACGGCAACGGCGACGUCUACGAGGGAGAGUUUCACAAGGGAAAGUGCUGUGGGAGUGGUGUUUAUUAUUACAGCAUGAGUGGGCGGUAUGAGGGGGAUUGGAUUGAUGGCAAGUAUGAUGGGCAUGGGGUGGAGACUUGGGCUAGGGGAAGCCGGUACCGAGGGCAGUACCGGCAAGGAUUGCGGCACGGUUUUGGUGUGUAUAGGUUCUACACUGGGGAUGUAUAUGCUGGAGAGUGGUCUAAUGGGCAGAGCCAUGGGUGUGGGGUUCAUACUUGUGAGGACGGAAGUAGGUAUGUUGGGGAAUUCAAGUGGGGCGUUAAACAUGGCCUUGGUCACUACCAUUUCAGAAAUGGGGAUACAUAUGCUGGUGAGUACUUUGCUGACAAGAUGCACGGGUUUGGGGUAUACCGAUUUGCAAAUGGCCAUCGAUAUGAAGGAGCCUGGCAUGAAGGUCGAAGGCAAGGACUUGGAAUGUAUACAUUUAGAAAUGGUGAAACCCAGUCUGGUCACUGGCAAAAUGGAGUCCUUGACAUCCCCAGCACACAUAACACUGCUUAUCCAGUUUCUCCUGUGGCUGUCUAUCAUUCCAAAGUACUCAAUGUGGUGCAGGAAGCAAGACGAGCGGCAGAGAAAGCAUACGAUGUGGCCAAGGUUGAUGAAAGGGUGAACAGAGCAGUAGCGGCAGCUAAUAGAGCGGCCAAUGCAGCUAGAGUAGCUGCAGUCAAGGCUGUACAAAUGCAAAUGAAUCAUGUUAACAAUGAGAGCUUCCGUAUUCCUGUUGUGUAAGACUAUCGAGUAUCGACCGCUGCUUUUAUGUUAGUAGAGAAGCUUGAGAUUGUAGCAGAGGGUGGUGGUGGCUGAGCUACAUAGUUCGUACAGCGCAUCGCCCAUUUCGAUAAGCUCUUUGGCAUAACGCGCUCUUUCGUUUCAAAUUUUGAACUUUUGAUUGAUUUGCUUCAAGAAUCUUACCACCAAGUAGCUGGCUGAGAACAAGCAGAUUUGUCGUCUAUCAGCUACAGGUCAUGUAUAGAGGGAGAAGGGUGAUGGUGUCCAUACGGUUAAAAAACUAUUUUAUAAAUAUAUUUUUUAAUAUUGUCCUCUUAUACUACAUUUUUGUAAAUUUUAUGUAGAUGUAAAAAUGCUGGUGUUGUAGGUGAAACCUCAAACCAGCUACUGUUGUAUUGUGGCUUGGUUAAAUAACGAGAUGAUGUCUUUUAUUUUCCCCCCAAAUUGAAGUAGUUUGUGAUGUGUAGAUCCCAUUAACUGGUAAACAGUGUUGAUAUCUAUCAUGAAAGAGAUAUGUGCAAGAGAUAAAUAGUUACAUUUUUUUUAGAGAAAAAGAUAAAAUAGGGCUUUGAU
This is a messenger RNA of Arachis stenosperma, 2594 nucleotides long. RefSeq lists its product as uncharacterized. The coding region runs from base 495 to 2021 and encodes 508 amino acids. The transcript is spliced from 3 exons. Lineage: Eukaryota; Viridiplantae; Streptophyta; Magnoliopsida; Fabales; Fabaceae. The record is from RefSeq and is a predicted model, not a curated record.